This is a messenger RNA of Sebastes umbrosus (honeycomb rockfish), 3365 nucleotides long. It is a transcript of the gene rnf144aa, whose product is annotated as ring finger protein 144aa. The transcript has 8 exons. The record is from RefSeq and is a predicted model, not a curated record. Lineage: Eukaryota; Metazoa; Chordata; Actinopteri; Perciformes; Sebastidae. Gene Ontology annotation, biological process: protein polyubiquitination; positive regulation of proteasomal ubiquitin-dependent protein catabolic process; ubiquitin-dependent protein catabolic process. Gene Ontology annotation, molecular function: ubiquitin conjugating enzyme binding; zinc ion binding; ubiquitin protein ligase activity. Bases 450 to 1337 code for a protein of 295 amino acids. Gene Ontology annotation, cellular component: cytoplasm; Golgi apparatus; ubiquitin ligase complex.
CUCUCUCUCUCUGCAACAAGAUCCUGCUUUUUUCUUUGCGCCACAUAUUCGUUGCGCACUCCUUCUUCAGUAAUCGAGAUUAUAGACACGCUGUUCCGGUGUCCAAACAGACCCAGCAGAGAGAGAGAGUCAGCUGCUGCUGCAGCUCUUCAUCUGGCUGUUGCUGUUUGUGUUUCACCCAGGGAGGCCUGCUGAUCUGCGGGUGCUGAGGGGCGACAGACAGACAGUAGCAGGUCAAAUGUUGGAGGGACACGUAAUGAACAUGGGCAUCACCCCUUCAGCACAUCUAUCCUCCUCUUCCUCCUCUUCCUCCGCCUGACUGACUGACUGACUGGUUGGCCGCCUCUUCGUUAAUCCAAUUCAGGAGAUCAUCUUUGCAACCCUUUUUCCCCUGAGGUGACACCAUCAAGACGGCGCUGUCCCACAAAGCCAGCUCUGUGGCGGUGAAGAUGACCACGGCACGGUACCGUCCCACCUGGGAGCUGGCCGUGGAUCCCCUGGUUUCGUGUAAGCUGUGCCUUGGAGAGUUCCCUCUGGAGCAGAUGACCACCAUCACACAGUGCCAAUGUGUCUUCUGUACACUGUGCCUGAAGCAGUAUGUGGAGCUCCUGAUUAAAGAAGGCCUUGAAACUGCAAUUAGCUGUCCAGACUCUGCCUGCCCCAAAAGAGGACACUUGCAGGAAAAUGAGAUUGAGUGCAUGGUGGCCACGGAGAUGAUGCAGAGAUACAAGAAGCUUCAGUUUGAAAGGGAGGUGCUGCUGGACCCAUGCCGGACAUGGUGCCCUUCUUCGACCUGCCAGGCCGUGUGCCAACUAAAGGAAGCCGAUUCUCCAGCGCUGCCCCAGCUGGUCCAGUGCGCCGUCUGUGCCCUCGAGUUCUGCUCGGCCUGCAAGGCCAACUGGCACCCCGGACAGGCCUGCCAGGAGAGCAACCUGCCCAUUACCUCCUUCCUACCAGGAGAAAACAGCUCUUUCUAUAAGAAUGAAGAGGACGACGCACCAAUCAAGCGCUGUCCUAAAUGUAAAGUUUACAUCGAGAGGGACGAGGGCUGUGCACAGAUGAUGUGCAAGAACUGCAAGCAUGCCUUCUGCUGGUACUGUCUGGAGUCCCUGGAUGACGACUUUCUCCUGAUCCACUAUGACAAAGGGCCCUGUCGGAACAAACUGGGCCACUCCAGGGCGUCGGUUAUCUGGCACAGAACACAGGUUGUGGGGAUCUUUGCUGGCUUCGGCCUUCUCCUGCUGGUUGCCUCCCCCUUCCUCCUUCUGGCCACUCCCAUCGUCCUCUGCUGCAAGUGCAAGUGCAGCAAAGGCGACGACGACCCGUUGCCAACCUAAACACGCCAUCAGAGCUGGAGCGCAGCGCCGCUUCAUGGAUGGGCCAUGUUUUAUUUCCUUUUCACCCCCUUUAUGUUUCUUCUCCUGCCACCAGCUUUGAGUGCUUCAUUUUUUGGGGGGGGCUGCACCAGCCCCGGCUGCCGCUUCGGGAUCCAUCGCUCUGCAUGAGAGAGGCAUGGUUGAAAAGCGACCCCACACCUUGGCCUGGAGAGAGUUGCAGGAUCAAAGGUCAGAGGAGGUCAGACUUGUCUAAUGGCCACGGUGUCCGUGUGUUAGACGUUGGUGGUUUGGGGACGUGGAGGAAGUCUGGGACACUUCAGGUGGUCCUUAGUUGUGGGUUACUGUGGUGUGGUAUCUUGGCGGGUCACUGCAAACAAAGGAAAAAUCAAAGUUAAAUGCUUUUCUCUUGUAUUGACAAUAUAAUGCAGGAGCCACCUUAGAAAGAACUUUUUACUUUAUCGCUCUGUUUUGUCGGUUUGUCGUACGCAACAAAAGCUUUUUUCCCCCACCACCACACUCGAUGUAGCUCUACAGAUUCAGUCAGUAGCAUUAGAGUUACACCACGCAUGAUUGGUGUUCACUCGAUUUGCACACAGAACAUGAUUCCUACGUCAUGUUCGCGACUGAGGUAGAGAUAGGAGGCUGUUGUCACUCAACUCAAUGUACAGCACGUCCUUCUUGAUGAUGUCAAUGUUUUAUAACCUGUUGCUUUUAAUAGAACUGUGCUCAGAGUAGUGUCUGUGUGUUGUACUUUUGAGUGUUUUCCAAACUGUAAGGUACACUUAUUAAAGGGGAUUGCCACUCAAAUCUAAAAAAUACACUUAUUUUCUGCGGUCGAGCAACAAUGGAGAGAAGUUUUGUUACAAUUUCAGCUUGUGUUUUUCAUUAUCAACAUGUCUCGAAUUCAUUCUCUUUGACACACCUCCAGACAUUAUACAUCUUUAUGAGAGUGUGUUUCUGAAAGAUGUCACACAGAUUUUUAUGAUCCUAGAUGCAGAAAUUUCCAAAUUGAGUGGUACUCCCCUUGAGUUCAACAUUAAUUUAAAAUCUUUAGAGGACCAUUUUAAUACUACACUUAAAGAGAUGUCACUCCUGUAAUUCUCAGUUCCCCUAGGUGGUGGUUUAGCCAAAUAAGAAUGAAUAGCCUUAAAUUGAGAAGAGCCAAAAUCAGGCAUGUCCCCCUGUGCAUUAAAAAGAGUUAAAGUCCAAAUAAUCCCAGGGAGAGCAUGUUGAACAGCAUUACAAACAGUCAGUGAAGCCCUUUAUAUUCAAUGAUUCUAUGAUGUCAUCCAUAUGCCACACUGUUAAUAGCCAUACUGUACAAAAAACUGUCCUAACCUGAUGUUUUGUGUGACCUGGGGCCUGUAUUUCCUAAGUCUUUUUGAGCAGGAGAGCCGCAUCAUCAUCAUCAACGAUCUGAAGCUUAACUCCGAUCUGAGGAUCUGUAAUACGAAGCAGGAUUUGGGGUUAGCCAGGUAACUUCAAGGUUAACCCAGGUUUUUCAGUACUACGACGGUGGUUCACUUCUUACCGGGGUAGAUCGCCAUGGUAACUUAUGCUGAAUAGCUAACCUGCUCUGCAGCAGGUUAAGUUCCUGAUAAGAGAUCAACUCGUAUAAAAGCCUACUGCCAAUAAAAGAUUGGUGCGCAGAUCGUAUGAUAAAAUUACACAAAUACAAAGAAGUUUUAAGUCAUAAUGCAACACAGUUUAAACUGACAAAUGCAGGAAGGACAGCUGGAUUUAUGCUAUGGGUGUUUACCGCUUCGAAUUAUGCUUUUAUAUUAAUUUUUUUAAUUGCUCCCAAGUCCAUUUUGCACCACUGAAGUCGUGGACGCAGCUGAAAGAUGGCACGCCAUUAACAAUAGCAUAAUGUAGGCUACUGUAUUCUAUUCAUUCAUCCUGUUUUGAAAGCUAUUUAUAUAUCACUGCCCCAUCCAGACAAAUAUAUCUGACUUUUGAGUAUCCCGUUAAAUUAAUAAAUCUGUUAAUUUACGCAUUCACACAUCGUCAAUUGAGUCUGGAUCAUGU